UUUUUUUUUUUUUUUUUUUUUUUUGUAAGCAAAUUUUCAGAAUUUUUGAUCCAUUUCUCUGCAACUCCCUCUGUUUGUUCUCAAAGGGAAUCUGGAGGGAAGAAUUUUCUUGGUGAUUUUCUAGGCAUCCAAACAGAGUAUUUUGGUUUCAUGUUGGAGAAAUGGAGAAUUCAGGAUUUGAACAUAAGGCGAUUGGGCAAAUGAUACCAGAACCAGCAGCAGCAGCAGCAGCAGCAGCAGCAGCAGUAGCAGCAGCACAGCCGCCAUCAAAUGGAGUAUUAAGUGACAAUUUCAUCUCUUCACUGAACAAAAACAACUCCAUUUUAUCUCAACCAGUUGAUGAAAUUCAGUACAAAAGUGGGAAGAAUUUUGGGUGUUUAGGCAUGGAUGAGAUACUUUCCAAUCUCUGGAAUGUUGAAGGAACUCAAAACCAAAUUCAGUCACAAACCAAUGAAUUAAAUGAACCUCAAAAUCUCCCUUUCAUGGCUGCCAAUACUAUUAAUAAUUCAAGGCUAACCCUGUCUCGCCAAGCUGCAGCAGAACAAACAUACCCACAAUGGCAGAAGUUCAUGAACGUUCAGCAGAAUCCAUGCUACAGCCAGCAGGGUUUAGGAGAACGGACAUUGGAGGAUUUCUUGGUGAAAGCUGGAAUGGUUCAAGAAUCAUCAUCUUCUUCAAUGAAGCAGCUGCCAUGCUCGAUGGUGGAUUUGGGGUUAGGGAUGGGGGGAAAUUUGGGGCAGAACAUGUCUUAUCAUAAUCAUCAGAAUGCUGCUAUGAACUUUCCUGGGAAUUUGUUUUCAACUAACCAAAUGCUUACCCCAUCAGUUGGUGUGGAGCCAUCUGAUAACAGCUCAAUUCAGAUAUCUCAAAGCAUGACUGAUUGGGGUGAGCAUAGCAGCAAGAAGAGGAUCAUUAAUAGGUCCCCAGAAUUUGUGGUGCAGCGGAGGCAGCAUAGGAUGAUCAAGAAUCGGGAGUCAGCUGCUCGAUCUCGGGCUAGAAAACAGGCAUACACAGUGGAGUUGGAAGCAGAACUGAAUCAGCUGAAAGAAGAGAAUGAAAAACUAAAGCAAACACUGAUUGAAUCUGAAAUGGAUAGACAGAAAGAGAUGAUGCAGAGGAAGGAGCUGGAAAAGAGGCAGAAGCCAACAGAGAGGUUGAUGACAAUCAGGAGGGCAGCAAGCAUGGAUUGGUGAAGAGGGGGAAGAGUAUCUGUUUUAUCGACAUUGAGGAAAGUUUUAUGUGUAAAUGUUGAAAAUUUUACAGCAAGUAAUGGGUUUGGCCGAGACACUAUUUUACAGCAAGGAACGGUUUUGUCUGAAACACCAUAUAUUAUAUUAUAGGUAAUGGUUGUGUCUGAAACACUAGUGAUUUCAUUACAUAUGAAAGGUAGAUACACAUUUGAUUCAACA
Cucurbita pepo subsp. pepo (vegetable marrow) is the source of this 1409-nucleotide messenger RNA. NCBI's taxonomy places the organism in Eukaryota, Viridiplantae, Streptophyta, Magnoliopsida, Cucurbitales, Cucurbitaceae. The record is from RefSeq and is a predicted model, not a curated record.